Messenger RNA from Pochonia chlamydosporia 170, 777 nucleotides. Its product is annotated as fatty-acid amide hydrolase. NCBI's taxonomy places the organism in Eukaryota, Fungi, Ascomycota, Sordariomycetes, Hypocreales, Clavicipitaceae. The record is from RefSeq and is a predicted model, not a curated record. Bases 1 to 777 code for a protein of 258 amino acids. The transcript has a single exon.
AUGGCAUCACCACCCCAAAACCCCAACCAAUGCGACAAAUGCAAAAAGACAUACCCCAACCAAGCCCUCACCCGCUGCAACACCUGCUUCACAAAAACCUGCCUCCGGUGCCAAUGCGAACUCACCGGCGGCCUCCACUCCCACAUCCACGACUGCUUCACCUUCCCCAACAACCCAGCCGUGGCCCUCAGACCGCUUCACCACCCAACCCUCGCGAUCCUCUCCCCGCGCAACGGCCUCGUCCAACCGAUCACAAGACCAUUUACGGCGCUCCUCGAACAGACAUGGCUGCUCGACCGUCCCAGCGAAGACACGUACCGCCUGCUCAUCGACUCGUUCCGCCUCCGCCUCCACGACUCGUUCCUCUUCGAGGGGGAGACAAAACCGGGCACAAUCUACAGCGGGUGCGCUGACUCGACGACCACGUUCGCGCAGUAUCUCGAGGUUGUGCGUAGGAGGGGUCUUUUGCCGAGUUGGUGGACGGGGGAGACGUUUCAGCAGUGCUGUGAGCUGGGUUUGGUGGGCGGGCAGUUUCACUCGCUGAGGGAGCAGCUCACGCAGGCGAUGGUGGUGGAUUACUAUCAGGAUGCGACGUUUCCGACGCAGUUGAGGCUGUUUGCGGAGGAUGUUCUGGGGAGGGGGACGUGUUUGAAGAGUUGUAGGGAAGCGUUGGAUGCGUUGGUUGAUAUGGAGGAUGGGGACGCGGCGGGGACGAGGAGGUUUGAUUGGAAUUGGUAUAAUACUGCUUUUGUGAAUCAGCGGUGGGAGAGGUUUUGA